CUUUUUGGACCACACCGUUUGUGUAUGUCACAUCGUCUAUAACAUCCCCUGAGGUGACAACAAAAUUGUUUGGAACAAGCACGUCAGCUGCAGAGAUAUCAACUGUCGAGACAACUGAAAUGACCGAAACAGUUCAUGAUACCGAGUUAGAGACAGAAGAAUAUGAAGAAUACGAAGAAGAAGUUACCACUGAAGAACAUCCAUCGUUUUAUGAUUAUGAAGAGACAGGAACCACUGGAACAACAUUAACAACACUGUCGAUUGAAAUGGAAUACCCAACUACAACAGAAGGUAUUACUAUUUUCAAGGAGAGUUCAUUAUUUACAACAGAAUUGACUACCAUGUUUGGUACCAUAUCCAGUGAGUUAUCUGUAGUUUUAGAAACCCCUGAAACAACAACACCAAUAACAGCGUUCUGGGAAGUUAAUAUCACUACAGUACCCUUUAUAAUUGCAAACAUUACCGAAGAAAUAUCAGAAUUUACAUCAGAAUCUAUCAAUGUAACUACUGAACAGAUUCCAAUAGUUACUGAAACAACUAAACAUACAACCACUGAAUUGCCAAGUGUUACUGUUACAGCUGAAAGCACCAGUUUUCAUACAAAACUUACAGAAACUAGAGAACCAAUCACAUCGUAUAUUACACCAAUUGAGACAUUUGCAGCAGAAACAACACCAAUUUCUAUCCUUCCUGAAGUUACAACAAUUGCAUCUCUUACUUCUCCUGAAGUAAUCACCAUAAAUGAAGAAGUUACGAGUACUGAAGAGCAAUAUGGUGAAACAGAAACAAUAUACGAUACCGAAUAUGGAGAAGAAUAUAAAGAAACAUACGAUGAAGAAGAAGAAGAAUACGAAGAAGAAGAAAGUACAGAAAUAGUCAGUCCAAUUUGGCAUGACUAUAUAGAAGAAAAUUUCACGUCUACAACUGAAAGUAUUAUCCACGUAGAAGUUACAAUUACAGGGAAAGAAACAACUCUUGUAACAUUUACUGAAUCAGCUGUUUCAAUUUUAACGACAGCCUCGACCCUGUCAACGGAAAUAGAAACAACAUUGGAGAAGCCGUUUGUUACUGAAGAAACUACAUGGUCCCUUCGUCCUGAAACAACUUCCAUAGUUACAGAAUUUAAUGAAACCGACACGACUGAAGUGGAACUCUUCAACAUUACAACCUCCAUGUACACUUUGCCAUCAACUCCCGAAUUUACAACCGAAUCUUUGCCACAGGACUAUCUAGAAGAAACUGAAAGUUACCAUCUUGAAAGCAAUAUUACAACGCUUAGUACUACCGAAGUUACAUUAACAACUUAUCUAACAUCACGGAUAGAAACAAUGAUUCAUGAAGAAGAAAGACACACCCUGCAGGGGAUUGCACUAACAACUAUCCCAACUGUACUAGUUACUCUUACAUUAGGUGGUACAACAAACGAAUUCCAGAAGAGAACACGUCAUCGAGAGCUGAAGAUAGAAUUGCUGGAAAAACUUGAAGACCUGGAAACAACACAGGAGGAGAUCCUCGAGGAGGAGGAAGAUUUACAAAAAGAAGAAGAAAAAUGGGCACAAGAGAAAGUGAGACGAAUGAACGAAAUGAUCGAGCGAAAGAAGAAAAUGAAAACAUCCUCAUUGGAGCCACAUGGUGCCACUAAACAACCAGCUUCAAUCCCUAUACAUGGUACAACGAUUCCUCUGAAACCUACCACUUUUGCUCCUGUUAAACCGGUAACAUUCGUAAGUACAACUGAAGACGUUGUCGAGAAAGAGGUAAGAAGACUAGAAAAACAAGUUGAAGAAAAAGAGAAGGACUUGAAGGAAAGGGAGGAUCACUUGCUGGAGAGGAAACAUAGACUCCAAAGAGAGAAGGAAGAAUUUGAACAGAAGAUGGAGAAAAUGGAACAGGAAUUGUCUGCGGGAGAUCUCGAAGAGAAAAUGAAAACGGAGAGUGGAACAACGCAUACAACACCGUCCCUGACCCAAUUGCCACCCACCGAGAGGACAACCAUUGAAAUCAGAGAAACCACGAAGAUGGGAGAAAUUGGUGAAGAUACUACUGACAGGAGGGUUAUUCCUCAAACGUUGCACGAGGAGGAAGAAGAAGAAAAGGAUUACGACGAACAAAGUCCACCCAUGAAAGAAAAAGAUACCACGAAAAUUUGCCUAAACGUCUUGAAGAAUAAAACACUGGGAAGGUACAACGGGAAUGUGGUGACUGAAAGAGUAUGUUUACCAUUUGUCCCUGGUGAAAGUAGAAAAGGCUUGGCGAAUGAGAAAAUGAAGAUAAAUAGCUUAAACCUUAAACAACACGAAUGGACAGAAGGAGACUUCGUGAAAGACAGCAACCAUGAAGGAUUGCAAACUGAGUCCCCAGAGGAUCGGUAUAAACGAAACAACAUUUAUCAGGAAGGGAAUAUUGAUCCUGAGUUUCGUGCACGUUUGUUUGAUGAUCGAGAGAAUUUUCAGCAGAUUGUUCCUGAAGAGAAGAGAAUAGUGACACGAAUUAACGAGGUCAUUCCAAUGUAUGAAAAUUCUAAUUAUGAAUUUAGAAAUGAUAAAUUUAUGGUCACCAAAGCAUUAGGAAGUAAUAAGGAUCAUUGGCAAUAUGAUAAGAAGUACAUGAAGAGAUCUGUUUUGGAGAUUGAUGACAAUGAUGAGAUGAUUAUUAAAAAUAAUUAUGAAACAGACCAUGAAGAAAACGUUUUGCAGAGGCCAACAGAGAGUACAAUUUCAAUAUAUCAUACUUUAACAACCAAUAAAUUUUUUUGGAAAUCAUUUGCUAAAAAUAAAGAUCCCAACAAAAAGUAUGAUAAAAAUAGAAACGCUCAUUUUAUGAGAAAAGUCAGAUCGAGUCAAGAUGAUUUAUCUAUGGAUGACAAUUCUGAGGAUGACAAAAUUGAUUCAACUCCAGAGGACGAAAAUUUGUCAGAUACUUCCAUUUUUGAAAAUGAAAAUCAAGGUCCAAGAAGAGAUCUUGAAGAUGACGAUGAAAAUGAAGAUUCAGAAGGCACUGAUGGUAAAAUUAGAAAAACACCUGGUCCCCAAUGGCCAACUGAACCGCUGACUGCGUAUCACAUAGGCGGUACUGAAACAUGGACUUUGGAAUUUCCUGAAAUAGAGAAAUCAGAAUACCUGGAUGAUGAAAAUUUUGCUCUUUAACAGGAAAUCCAAAGUGGUCUCUAAAUACUUCUCCGUCUGAUAACACAGUUUAUCUUCCUGAAG
This is a messenger RNA of Osmia bicornis bicornis, 3209 nucleotides long. RefSeq lists its product as uncharacterized. NCBI's taxonomy places the organism in Eukaryota, Metazoa, Arthropoda, Insecta, Hymenoptera, Megachilidae. The record is from RefSeq and is a predicted model, not a curated record. The transcript is spliced from 3 exons. Bases 120 to 3146 code for a protein of 1008 amino acids.